AUGUGCAAACAAAAUCUUCAUAGGCUCAAGAGACUUCAUAUUUCUUACAACAAGUUGUUUGGGGAAAUAGCAUCGAGUUUGGAGCGUUGUUCGCAACUUGAGUAUGUUUCUUUGAACGACAACAAUUUUAGUGGACAUGUGCCAACACAAAUUGGGAACUUGACAUUGCUUCAAGAGGUGACUCAGUUGAACAUAUCGAACAUGGGUCUUGUUGGAACCAUCUCACCAGAAAUCGGAAAUCUUUCUUCUCUCGUUUCAUUAGACAUGAACGACAACUCUUUUCAUGGCCCUCUUCCCGUAUCUAUCUUUAACAUGUCAAAUUUAGAAGUCUUGAGUUUGAAGAAUAAUAGUUUGUCUAGCAGUCUACCUCUUGAUUUGUGCAAAAACAAUCUUGAUCUACUCAAGAUUCUUCGUAUUUCUUACAACGAGAUGUAUGGGAUUAUACCUUCGAGUUUGGAGCAGUGUUCGCAGCUUGAGUUUCUGUUUUUGGAAAACAACAAAUUUGAUGGAUUUGUGCCAAGGGAACUUGGGAACUUGACCAAGCUUCAAGCGUUGAGAAUUGGUGCAAAUAAGUUGACAGGUGAUAUUCCAGAAGAGAUUGGUCGUCUAACUAAUUUACAAGGUUUGAGCCUGAGUUCCAACAAAUUAAAAGGUCCAUUGCCAGCAACUAUUUGCAGCAUGUCAUCCUUGCAAUAUGCUGACUUUGCUUACAAUGAACUAAGUGGACCAUUAUCACCACAAAUUGGAAACAUGACAUCCCUUCUCAGAAUAGGCCUUGAAUUCAACCAUUUCAGUGGCCCUGUCCCAAAGGAGAUUGGUCGUCUUCCUAAUUUCGAGCGAUUGAGCAUGUCUGGCAAUGACUUUAGUGGAUCGUUGCCAAGAGAAAUCGGGAACUUAACAACUAUGUAUGGAUUGUACAUUCACAGCAAUGAGUUAAGUGGUCAUAUUCCAAAAGAGAUUGGUCGUCUAGUUAACCUGGUGGAGUUGCAAUUGGAAGUAAACCAUUUCGACGGACCAUUGCCUAAAGAGAUUGGAAACAUGACACUCAUGAGCUACUUGUGGCUGAACGACAACAAUUUUACUGGUGAAAUUCCAAAAGAAAUAUUUCUUCUCAACAAUUUAUUGAUAUUGAACAUCGCAAGCAACCAGCUUCAUGGAUCAUUGCCAAGAGAAAUUGCUAACCCAAACUUUCAAGAGUUGUGGCUUCACUACAAUAAAUUAAACGGUCCCAUUCCAUCCACCAUUGUGAAUCAAUCAGAGCUACUUAAUUUAGCACUAUAUUCCAACAACUUUAAUGGGGAGAUUCCACCAACCAUUUGCAACUCGAGAUCCCUCCAAAUUCUCUAUUUAUCAGACAAUAAUUUGGAAGGAACAAUUCCAUAUUGUAUAGGAAAUUUGAGUACAUCUCUGUCUAUCCUCAAUUUGGGUGGAAACAAAUUGACUGGACACAUCCCUUCAACAUUCCCAAAGGGUUGUAGUCUUGAGUCAAUCAAUCUGAACGGAAACAAAUUGGAAGGAACGCUACCCCGAACCCUAAUAAACUGCCUAGGUUUGCAGGGUAUCGACAUUGGUCAUAAUGAAAUACGAGGCGCAUUUCCCUUUUGGAUGGAAACACUCCCUCAACUUCGUAUCCUCAUAUUGAGGUCAAACAAGUUCGAUGGUACGAUGUUGGUGGAUUCAAACACCGAGCAACUGUUUCCAAAGUUGCAGGUAUUGGAUGUAUCACAUAAUGAAUUUGUUGGCUUUCUACCAGAUAGAUAUUUCAAGAAUUUUCGAGGUAUGAUAGAUGCCAAGGAAAACCAGACUAAUGAUGCUAACUUGUUUCUAAGAUUUAUAAGGUUGAAGCUCACAUUGAAAGGAUUGGAUCAGUUAUUGUUGUGGCUGUUGGAUACCUUAACAACUAUCGACUUAUCCUCCAACAGAUUCUCUGGGAGUAUUCCACCUUCUCUAGGGAAUCUUAACUCUCUUAGAUUCUUGAAUUUGUCUCAAAAUACCCUCGGAGGGCAUAUACCGUCAUCUCUUGCAGGUAUGAGUUUGCUUGAGUCACUGGACUUGUCUUCAAACAAUUUGGAUGGAGAAAUUCCUAGUGGAUUGUCAAACCUGACAUUUCUUGCGAAGUUAAACCUUUCAAUGAAUAAUCUUGUGGGAGAAAUACCAAAGUCUAAUCAACUUUCCACAUUUGGAAAUGAAUCAUACGUUGGAAACGCAGGAUUAUGUGGAUUUCCAUUGACGAAACAGUGUGAAAGAAAUGAUGCAAAACCAAUAGUUCCUCAUGAAGAUGAUGGAGAUGAUGAUGAGUCUGGAUUUGUAGAUGGAUUUGGUUGGCGAAGUGUGGUGACGGGAUAUGGAUGUGGAUUUUUAGUUGGUAUUGGAAUUGGUUACAUGAUUUUAAGAAGCGGGAGGCCAAAGUGGUUGGUAGAAUUCUUUUUUGGCGUUGGAUAUAAAUAUAAAGCAAAGAAGAGAAGAAAAAGAGAAACAACACCAUCACCAAGGAGAAGGUGA
This is a messenger RNA of Salvia hispanica, 2502 nucleotides long. Lineage: Eukaryota; Viridiplantae; Streptophyta; Magnoliopsida; Lamiales; Lamiaceae. The record is from RefSeq and is a predicted model, not a curated record.